Acanthopagrus latus (yellowfin seabream) is the source of this 7073-nucleotide messenger RNA. Its product is annotated as myosin-9-like. NCBI's taxonomy places the organism in Eukaryota, Metazoa, Chordata, Actinopteri, Spariformes, Sparidae. Gene Ontology annotation, molecular function: cytoskeletal motor activity; actin filament binding; ATP binding. The record is from RefSeq and is a predicted model, not a curated record. The coding region runs from base 266 to 6148 and encodes 1960 amino acids. Gene Ontology annotation, cellular component: myosin complex. The transcript is spliced from 43 exons.
UGCGGGACACAGAAACUGGGUGGAUUAAAAGUGCAGACCGUCCAACCUCGCAGAGACACGCCUGACGGCGCAGCUGGACCCCACGACGGAGUGGAGAGACGCGGCUGGAAGAGCAUAGACAGAGAAGACGCGUGUAUCUCACCUCGGCUGCUGCUUGUUCUGUGAACAGAAGGUGUCGUCGAGCGGGACGUCUGCUGCUGCAAACACGGACUCAAACAGACGAGCCGAGCUCACCUCCAGUGCCUGCAGCUGAAAACCAGCAACCAUGUCAGACGCAGACAAGUUCCUGUAUGGGGACCGCAGUGGGGUGAACAACCCCCUGGCCCAGGCCGACUGGGCCACCAAGAAACUAGUGUGGGUCCCCUCUGAGAAGCUGGGCUUUGAGGCCGGCUCCGUCAAGGAGGAGCUUGGAGAUGAGUGUUUGGUGGAGCUGACGGACUCUGGCAAGAAGGUGAAGGUGAACAAGGAUGACAUUCAGAAGAUGAACCCACCCAAAUUCAACAAGGUGGAGGACAUGGCGGAGCUCACCUGCCUGAACGAGGCCUCUGUGCUGCACAACCUCAAGGAGAGAUACUACUCUGGACUCAUCUAUACGUACUCUGGUCUCUUCUGUGUGGUGAUCAACCCGUACAAGUACCUCCCCAUCUACACUGAUGAGAUAGUGAACAUGUACAAGGGCAAGAAGAGACACGAGAUGCCCCCUCACAUCUACUCCAUCACAGACACAGCCUACAGGAGCAUGAUGCAGGAUCGUGAGGACCAGUCCAUCCUCUGCACCGGGGAGUCAGGAGCAGGGAAAACAGAAAAUACCAAGAAAGUCAUUCAGUAUCUUGCCCAUGUUGCUUCAUCUUUCAAGUCCAAGAAAGAUCAGGGCAAUGCAGUUUUGUCACAUGGGGAAUUGGAGAAACAGCUGCUGCAGGCAAACCCCAUCCUGGAGGCCUUUGGCAAUGCCAAAACCGUCAAGAACGACAACUCCUCAAGAUUUGGAAAAUUCAUCAGGAUUAACUUUGAUGUCAAUGGAUACAUUGUUGGAGCCAACAUUGAGACUUAUCUACUGGAGAAGUCUCGGGCUGUCCGACAAGCUAAAGAGGAGAGGAGCUUCCACGUCUUCUACUACAUACUGUCAGGAGCGGGAGACAAACUGCGCUCCGAGUUGUGCCUGGAGGAUUACAGCAAGUAUCGUUUCCUGUCCAAUGGGAACAUGACGAUUCCUGGUCAGCAGGACAAAGACCUGUUCACCGAGACCGUGGACGCAUUUCAGAUCAUGGGCAUCCCAGAGGAGGAAAGAAUCGGUCUGCUGAAGGUGGUGUCAGCUGUGCUGCAGUUGGGGAACAUGACAUUCAAGAAGGAGCGCAACACUGAUCAGGCCUCCAUGCCUGAUGACACCGCUGCUCAGAAAGUGUGUCAUCUGCUGAGCAUCAAUGUGACCGAAUUCUCACGAGCCAUCCUGUCUCCCAGAAUCAAGGUUGGCAGGGACUACGUCCAAAAGGCCCAGACCCAGGAGCAAGCUGAGUUUGCUGUCGAGGCUCUGGCCAAAGCCUCUUAUGAAAGGAUGUUCCGCUGGCUGGUUAUGAGGAUCAAUAAGGCACUGGACAAGACCAAGAGACAGGGAGCCUCCUUCAUUGGCAUCCUUGACAUCGCUGGAUUUGAGAUCUUUGAGUUGAACUCAUUCGAGCAGCUGUGUAUCAACUACACCAACGAGAAGCUGCAGCAGCUCUUCAACCACACCAUGUUCAUCCUGGAGCAGGAGGAGUACCAGAGGGAGGGCAUCGAGUGGAGCUUCAUUGACUUUGGCCUCGAUCUGCAGCCCUGCAUCGACCUCAUUGAAAAACCUAAUGGUCCUCCAGGCAUCCUGGCCCUGCUGGAUGAAGAGUGCUGGUUCCCCAAAGCCACAGACAAGACCUUUGUGGAAAAAGUGGUUCAGGAGCAGGGAUCAAAUUCCAAGUUCCUGAAACCCAAAAAACUCAAGGACGAUGUUGAUUUCUGCAUUAUACACUAUGCUGGAAAGGUGGACUACAAAGCAGAUGAGUGGCUGAUGAAGAACAUGGAUCCUCUGAAUGAGUGUGUGGCCAAUUUGCUCAAUCAGUCUACUGACAAAUUUACCGCUGACUUGUGGAGAGACAUGGAUCGUAUUGUCGGCCUGGAUAAGGUGGCAGGGAUGUCGGACUCCAUGCAUGGUGCUUUCAAAACCCGUAAGGGCAUGUUCCGCACUGUGGGCCAGCUGUACAAGGAGCAGCUGGGUAACCUCAUGGCCACACUCAGGAACACCAACCCUAACUUCGUCCGCUGCAUCAUCCCCAACCACGAGAAGAAGGCAGGUAAACUGGAGUCUCACCUGGUUCUGGACCAACUGAGGUGUAAUGGAGUCCUUGAGGGGAUUCGCAUCUGCAGACAAGGAUUCCCCAACCGCAUCGUCUUCCAGGAGUUCAGACAGAGAUAUGAAAUCCUCACUCCUAAUGCCAUCCCAAAAGGCUUUAUGGAUGGCAAGCAAGCCUGCGUGCUCAUGAUCAAAGCUCUGGAGCUGGACCCAAACCUGUACCGCAUCGGUCAAAGCAAAGUGUUCUUCAGAGCCGGAGUCCUCGCACACCUGGAGGAGGAGAGAGACAUGAAGAUCACUGAUGUGAUCAUCAGCUUCCAGGCCUGGUGCAGAGGAUAUGUGGCCCGCAAAGCCUUUGCUAAGAGACAGCAGCAGCUGACAGCCAUGAAAGUGAUCCAGAGGAACUGUGCUGCAUACCUCAAACUCAGGAACUGGCAGUGGUGGCGGCUUUUCACCAAGGUGAAGCCUCUGCUGCAGGUCACCAGGCAAGAGGAGGAGAUGGUGGCCAAAGAAGAAGAGCUGAUGAAGGUGAAGGAGAGACAACUGCAGGCUGAGGAGCACCUUAAAGAACUGGAGUCCAAGCAACAACAGCUGGCUGCUGAGAAGUUGGCUCUUCAAGAGCAGCUGCAGGCAGAGACAGAGCUAUGUGCGGAGGCUGAGGAGAUGAGAGCCCGUCUGGCGACCAGGAAGCAGGAGCUAGAGGAGAUCCUGCAUGAAAUGGAGUCUCGUCUGGAGGAGGAGGAGGAGAGGGUCACCCAGAUGCAAACCGAGAGAAAAAAGAUGCAGCAGAACAUAACGGACCUGGAGCAGCAGCUGGAUGAGGAGGAAGCAGCCAGGCAGAAGCUUCAGAUGGAGAAGGUCACCACAGAUGCCAAGCUGAAGAAGCUUGAGGAGGACAUCAUGGUGCUGGACGACCAGAACAACAAGUUCAGCAAGGAGAAGAAACAGCUGGAGGAAAGGAUCUCUGAGUUCACCACCAACUUGGCUGAGGAGGAAGAGAAGUCCAAAAGUUUGCAGAAGCUCAAGAAUAAACAUGAAGCUAUGAUCACAGAUUUGGAGGAUCGACUCAGAAGAGAGGAGAAAUCGCGCCAGGAGUUGGAGAAGAACCGUCGCAAACUUGAGGGAGACUCCACUGAGCUCCAUGACCAGAUUGCAGAACUUCAGGCCCAGAUCACUGAACUCCGAGCUCAGCUGGAGAAGAAAGAGGAGGAGCUCCAGGCUGCUCUCACUAGGAUUGAGGAGGAGGCUGCAGCCAAGAACAUGGCCCAGAAGAAGAUCAGGGAGCUGGAGGCUCAAAUCUCUGAAAUGCAGGAGGAUCUGGAGCUAGAGAGGCAGGCGCGCUCCAAGGCAGAGAAACACCGCAGGGACCUGGGAGAAGAGCUGGAGGCCCUCAAGACUGAGCUGGAGGACACUUUGGACUCUACUGCAGCACAGCAGGAACUCAGGACCAAGCGUGAGACAGAGGUCACCCAGCUGAAGAAGACUCUGGAAGAAGAGGCCAAGCUCCACGAGCAGCAGAUGGCUGACAUGAGACAGAAACACAAUCAGGUGUUCGAUGAGCUCAACGAGCAGCUGGAACAGGCCAAAAGGAACAAGGUGUCCGUGGAUAAAGCCAAGCAGUCCCUAGAGAGCGAGCUGAAUGAGCUGCAAAUCGAGCUGAAGACGCUGACUCAGGGCAAAGGAGAUUCUGAACAUCGUCGCAAGAAGGCCGAAUCCCAGGUUCAAGAGCUGCAGGUUAAGUGCGGAGAAAGUGAACGACAAAGGCAGGAGUUGGCUGAGAAGAUGACCAAGAUGCAGGCGGAGCUAGAAAAUGUAAACAGCCUCCUGAGCGAAGCCGAGGGUAAGAACAUCAAAUCCAGCAAAGACCUUUCUGCUACAGAGUCUCAGCUGCAGGAUGCACAGGAGUUGCUCCAAGAGGAGACUCGUCAGAAGCUGUCCAUCUCCACACGCCUGAGGCAGAUGGAAGACGAGCAGAACAGCCUGCGGGAGAUGCUGGAGGAAGAGGAGGAGAGCAAAAAGAAUGUGGAGAAGCAGGUCUCCACGCUGCAGACCCAGCUGGCAGAGAUGAAGAAGAAACUAGAACAGGAGGCCUCAAACCUGGAGGGGGCAGAGGAGGCCCGCAAGAAAUACCACAGAGAGUUGGACAGUGUGAUGCAGCAACUGGAGGAGAAGUCCUCAGCCUACGACAAACUGGACAAGACAAAAACGCGUUUACAGCAGGAGCUGGAUGAUCUCAUACUGGACCAGGACCACCUGAGGCAAAUGGUCUCCGGCCUGGAGAAGAAGCAGAAGAAGUUUGACCAGAUGCUGGCAGAGGAGAAAACAAUCUCCACUCAAUAUGCAGAAGAACGCGACAAGGCUGAGGCUGAAGCCAGGGAGAAGGAGACGAGAGCCCUGACACUGGCCCGCGAGUUGGAGACCAUGACAGACCUGAAAGACGAGUUGGACCGAGCCAAUAAACUGCUCAAAGCUGAGAUGGAAGACUUGAUCUCCUCCAAGGAUGAUGCUGGCAAGAGUGUUCAUGAGCUGGAAAGGUCAAAGCGAGCCACAGAGCAGCAGCUUGAGGAGAUGAGAGUUCAGCUGGAGGAGCUGGAGGAUGAGCUGCAGGCCACGGAGGACGCCAAACUGCGUCUGGAGGUCAACAUGCAGGCCAUGAAGGCCCAGUUUGACCGUGACCUGCAGGCCAGAGAUGAGCAGGGAGAGGAGAAGAGGAGACAGCUGGUUAAACGGGUGCGUGAGAUGGAGCUCGAGCUGGAAGAUGAACGCAGGCAGCGCAGUCAGGCUCUCUCAGGCAGGAAGAAGCUGGAGAUGGACCUGGCAGAGCUCCAACUCCAGAUCGAUGCUGCCAACAGGGCGCGUGAUGAGGCCCUCAAACAGCUGAAAAAACUCCAGGCUCAAAUGAAAGAGCUGAUGAGAGAGCUUGAUGAGAUGCGUUUGUCCAGAGAUGAAGCCGUCAACGGGGCAAAGGAGACUGAGAGAAAGCUCAAAGCCAUGGAGGCCGACGUCCUGCACUUCCAGGAGGAACUGGCCACUGCAGAAAGACUCAAGAGACAGACUCAGACCGAGAGAGAUGAGCUCCAGGAGGAGAUUAAUAGCAGCAACACCAAGAAUUCUCAGCUGGCAGAGGAGAAGAGGAGACUGGAGGCUCGUAUCACCCAGCUGGAGGAGGAGUUGGAGGAAGAGCAGAUCAACACCGAGAUGGUCAACGACCGUCUGAAGAGAACCACGCUGCAGACUGAACAGUUGAAUACAGAGCUGACUGCAGAGCGCAGCACUUCCCAGCGGCUCGAGGGGGCUCGUUCCCAGCUGGAUCGUCAGAACAAGGAGCUUAAACUGAAGCUGCAGGAGCUUGAGGGAACCAUCAAGUCUAAGUACAAAUCCUCCAUCACCACCCUGGAGGCCAAGAUCGCUCAGCUGGAAGAACAGCUGGACAUAGAGUCAAAAGAGCGUCAUCAGGCCUCCAGGCUGGCCAGGCGGACGGAGAAGAAGCUGAAGGAGGUGCUGCUACAGGUGGAAGAUGAGAGGCGCAACACUGACCAAUACAAGGACCAGGUGGAGAAGACAAACAGCCGAAUGCGUCAGCUGAAGCGUCAGCUAGAGGAGGCUGAGGAGGAGGUGACACGAGCCAACGCCUACCGGAGGAAGCUGCAGAGGGAGCUGGAUGAUGCCGUGGAGUCAGCAGACGUGAUGAACCGUGAAGUCAGCACUCUGAAGAGCAAGCUCAGGCGUGACUUGCCUUUCAAUAUGCGACGUACCAUGAAUCGCUCUGGUCUGGAGAGCGAUGAGGAAGUCGAAGUUUCUGCCGAAGCAUCUGAGCCUGCAGCUGAGUGAACGGAGAGGAGCCAAAAGGGAAAUGUUACGACCACUGUCAACAUGCAGAUAUAAUUAAACAUUAGCCAUGCCAACUAUCAAGUAUUUUUUUUUUAAUUCCCCUUGACUUUCAUAUUAUAGCCUUACUGUUACUUUCCAUGCAAUGCAAUCAUAUUUGGCCAAAUAAUGUUAUUCAUCUCAAUGAAUGUGAGAGAUGUUACUUUAUACUUUACAGAUACUUUAAUGGUCCAUUUUUUUACUAAAUGGGUAUAUCAUCAAACAUUCCUCUUGUCACUAGCCAUUGCAGUUUAGUUUUAUCUGUGCUGGAGGUUCAUGUGCUGUUACUGUGCAGGUUUUGGUAAAACACUGGACAUUUUACGCUGGUUUUGCACACACAAAUAUUGGGUCUUUGGGGAGUUUUGAUUUAGUACCAAACUGUGGUUCACAUUGACUAGUUUCACCUUAAAUCUGUGUAUCCAUAUUGUAUGCUUUUCCUCUCACUGUGUUAUCCUUUUAUGUUCUUACCUCAACCGGUUUUGCAUUAUGCCAACAAACUAAAUGGACACAAGAGUGGACAUUGUUCAGUUCAUCCAAGUGGUGUAGUCCAAAUACAGCAAUGUUGGUGAAAAUGUUGAUACACAUUUUGUACAAUCUUCUCUCAUGGCUUGGUUGAUGUGUAAUUUCUCACUGUUUUUACACUUCAUUGAUUGCUGGUGGUGGGUCAUCAUGUAGUCGUUGUCACUGUGCUGUGUUUUCUGCUAUGCUUUGCACAGCAGAGGGAGUUUCUAUUAGCACAUAAUAAAUCCUGCAUAUUUUAGAUUGAGUAUGAUACCUUAACACUGUAUUAUCAAACUAAUUACAUGUCAUAUGAUGCCAAUAUUUGAAGGCUAUUCUAUAUUUUAUCAAAUGCCUUACUGCAAUAAAUAAACUAACAAAUGCUUUUGGA